This is a messenger RNA of Folsomia candida, 2637 nucleotides long. RefSeq names its product protein CLEC16A homolog (gene ema). NCBI's taxonomy places the organism in Eukaryota, Metazoa, Arthropoda, Collembola, Entomobryomorpha, Isotomidae. Gene Ontology annotation, biological process: regulation of autophagosome maturation; endosome to lysosome transport; endosomal transport. Gene Ontology annotation, cellular component: endolysosome membrane; late endosome. The record is from RefSeq and is a predicted model, not a curated record. Bases 118 to 2559 code for a protein of 813 amino acids. The transcript is spliced from 11 exons.
UCAACCACCACGCUCAAAAUAAUUUACCUUGAAAUAUUGUGCUGCUGUGCAAAAAUGGAAAAUGUAAAUAUUUAACAACAGCUCACCCCCCAAAAAUACUGUUAUUUUCAUAAAACUAUGUUCCGGAGUCGCAGUUGGUUUUUCUCUUCUUCUUCCUCCUCCUCCUCAACGUCGCUAUGGAAACCGAAAAAUCCACAUUCGACGGAAUAUUUAAAAUAUCUUCACACUGUCCUCACGAAAAACCAGACCGUGACCGAACAAAAUAAAUCUCUACUUGUGGAAGCACUCAGAUCUAUUGCUGAAAUAUUAAUUUGGGGAGAUCAAAAUGAUCCUAGUGUUUUCGACUUCUUCCUGGAAAAAAAUAUGCUCUCAUUCUUCCUCAAAAUCAUGAAACAAAACAAGUGCGGUUCGUAUGUCUGUGUCCAAUUACUCCAAACACUGAACAUUCUGUUUGAAAAUAUACGGAAUCAAACGUCAAUAUAUUAUCUACUUUCAAAUAAUCACGUGAAUUCCAUUAUCGAACAUAAGUUUGAUUUCUCGGAUGAGGAAGUUAUGGCAUAUUAUAUUAGUUUUUUAAAGACUUUGAGCCUAAAAUUAAACUCUCAGACGAUACACUUCUUUUACAACGAGCAUACCAACGACUUUCCUCUUUACACGGAAGCUAUAAAAUUCUUCAAUAAUUCGGAAUCCAUGGUUCGAAUUGCCGUCCGGACUUUAACGUUAAAUGUGUUCCGCGUAGAUGACAAAUCUAUGCUAAAAUUUAUUCGGGACAAAACUGCAGCUCCUUAUUUCUCUAAUUUGGUUUGGUUCAUUGGAAAUCAUGUUGUGGAAAUUGAUAAGCUUAUCAAAGUCGUGAGUGAAGAGGGCGGUGAAGAGACCUUUAUUACAACGAGCAGUAGCAAAACAACUAAUAUCACUACGCAAUCACAACAGAAAACCUUGCUGGAUGACCUCAUAGCUGAGCAUCUCGACCAUCUCCAUUACAUUAAUGACAUCCUCCUGCUAAAAAUUGAGCCAUUGAAUGAAGUCUUGGUCGAUCAUUUACUCAACCGUCUCCUCCGCCCGGUUAUCGUCUCAUCUCUGAUAACAACGACCAGUCCUUCAAGCCAGCCUAAAAUAUCGAGAAUCCUUUCACUUUACUUGUUAACGCAAAUAUUUUCUAUCGUAACACAUUCCGCCCUGUUGACCGAGUUGUUGGAAACUGUUCUGGCAACGGUGGAUGUACUAUCCUUUUUUGACUGUUCAGAAACCGACUAUCUAUGCUUUUUUGUCGUUACAUUACUAGUCGCUGUCGAACGCGUAAAAGCAGACAACCUCCUAACUAACCCUACCCAUUUGGAGUCAUUCUUCUUUUCUGAGCUCCCCUACAAUCCAUGUCUCCUUCAAAAACUUCUCGCAAUAAUCCAAACUGCUGUAAAAUCUUCCACGAAAAUCAGAAUAGCAUCAUUAUCUCUAACAACGGAACUAAUUCUUAAAAUAACCUCAAAGUUGCAAGAUUCGGACCUAGCCAUGUUGGAAUCGUUUCGAGAAGAAAAUAUUUUGACGCUUCAAAAUUAUUUCAAAACUGAGGAAAUGUUUCUGGAAAUGUUUGAGGACGAGUAUUUCGUAAAGGGCUGUGAUUUGGAGUCGUUGCUGGGCGAUAGUUGUAUGUUACUGCCACCCGUUGGAAGUCCUCUGAGCGGUGUUAAUGCACUUGAGAAGAGACGACCAUGUGGGGAGACCGAACGGAUUCGUAGAUCUAUGAGAGUUUAUUUUCUAUUGAGAAAUUUAUCUCUAAAAUUACGAGGUGAUGAAGAACGAUAUUUACCACUAAGUAAUAUUCAUCGGAAUACUGUCACUUUAGAACAGACAUUAGAUUUAACCAACAGUGAUCUCCUUGCUUGCACCGUAUUGACCGUAACAAAUACAAAGGAAACUCAAAAAUUACGCCGCUUUCUAGUCGUUGACAGUUUUCAGAUUAUUCUAGUCGAACCCAGUCAGAAACGAAUGGGGUGGGGAGUGGUGAAAUUUGUCGGGUUUUUACAGGAUCUUGACGUCCAAUCUGACCCAUCUGAUACACGCUGCCUCCAUAUAACAGUGAAAUCAUCCCCAGUAUUAAAGAAACAUUCAACUUUAGUUAUAAAACAGCCGAUUCUAAGUGCCAAAUUUAUUUUUGAUGAUCAUAUUCGUUGCAUGGCAGCAAGGCAGAGGCUAAUAAAAGGACGCCAUCGUGCUCGGGAAAAGAAGCUCACCCUGAUAUCUAGAGCACUUCUUAAUGACAACAUAUCAGCGAAAUAUUCGCCUCCGCAAAAUUUAAAGUCUGUAAAUUCGACCACUUCGUCUUCCUCUGCACGAUAUCAACCCAUAGCAAAAACACUACCUGGUGGUGUGGUUGUUGUUGGUGGUGCUUCAGCGAAUAGGAGUCGCCCAAGUAGCGCUUCACGAUCUCCUAGAAGAAAAAAACCAGAGGAUGUCAUUCCAAUGGACGCCGGGGAAAAUCAACCAGAAUUGUUGUCGCCAGGAAAUGAAAUUGCAACGACUAGUUUUUGUAUUGAUAAGGGGAGUGUAUUUGACGUCUAGCUGUUGGGUGGGCUAAUUAUUUUGACAUUUUAUUUCAAAAAGUAAAUAAAAUCAAUAAUACGUACACAAAACUAAAAA